UCAAAAUAUUUCCGAUAUAUUUCACCAACUCACCAAUAUAGUUAGAAAGAAGAGAAAGAAGAGGAAGAAAAGUGCCGCCGCAUCGAUGAGUUCCAUUUGGCUGCAGAGAAUGGCAAGACUCGUAUGCAUCAUGUCGUCUCAUGGAUCUGCUGCGUAGACUCCACCCAAGGCCAUGUGCAAGGUCGUGACGGAUGGCAACAUGGCUGAGUUGCGCAAGCUGUUGCUGGACUGCGACGUCAACGCCGCGUCCGAACCCGACAGCAAGUACUCCGGCAAGUCCCCGCUGCACAUCGUGUGCGAAUCCGGCCGUUUGAACGUUGCCCAACUGCUCCUCGCUCAACCGACCGUCGACGUCAACGUGCGCACCCCGUACGACGAAACUCCAUUGUUAUUUGCAUGCCAGGCCCGACAUGUUGACAUCGUUCGGCUGUUGCUCGCCCGCCCCGAGACAAACGUCAACUGCUCCAACGGCAAUCAAUGGACGCCGCUGCAUUCCGCAUGUGAGAAUGGCUUCGCCGACAUCGUCCAGUUGCUGAUGUCGCGGCCGGAACUCGACGUCACGGGGAUUUCGUGGCGACGCACGCCACUGCACCUGGCAUGCCAGCAAGGACAUGUGGACGUUGUCCGCCUCCUUCUCUCACAUCCCCUCGUGUCAUAUCACGUCGAGUCGGCCAAGGUAGCGAAUGCCACCCCCGUGCACUUGGCCGUCAAGCGGCAACACACUGUCGUCGUCCAAGCCUUGGUCUUGCAUGCGUUGGCGGCAUUGAUAUCGGACUCCGUGGCAGUGGCGGCAUCGGCGACCCAGUUCUUGGCCGCAUUUCUCGCGCCCGAGUUUCCUCUGGACAUCACCGCGCGCGCCGACGUCAUCCAAGCCGUCUGGGCCGCCCAUGAAGAUGCCGCCGAGCGUCGGACGAUGCGCAACCGCCUCUUGGAGCAAUCUCCCGCCCAACCCCACGACGUAUUGAGCCGAGUCGUGUGGUAGGAGUGUGUCGUGCAGGAAAAUGUCGAGAUUUACGCUUAAUAACGUUAUCGAAACCAAGUGAUUUUACACUCGGCGAGGUUUGCU
This is a messenger RNA of Aphanomyces astaci, 1066 nucleotides long. RefSeq lists its product as hypothetical. Gene Ontology annotation, molecular function: protein binding. Lineage: Eukaryota; Oomycota; Saprolegniomycetes; Saprolegniales; Verrucalvaceae. Bases 173 to 982 code for a protein of 269 amino acids. The record is from RefSeq and is a predicted model, not a curated record. The transcript is spliced from 6 exons.